Molecule: messenger RNA, 861 nt
Organism: Rhododendron vialii
Lineage: Eukaryota; Viridiplantae; Streptophyta; Magnoliopsida; Ericales; Ericaceae
Exons: 3
Coding region: 1-861 (286 amino acids)
Biological process (GO): tRNA 3'-terminal CCA addition
Molecular function (GO): ATP:3'-cytidine-cytidine-tRNA adenylyltransferase activity
Source: RefSeq, a predicted model, not a curated record
AUGUACCGUAACUCUACCGGGAAAGGUAUAACAACUGGAAAAAUAGCAACCCCUCUGCACCCACGACCCUCUUCGAGUUCUCCGAGCUUUUUUCGUUUCGGCGCAAGGCUCGGUUUCGUUCUGGACGAAGAGCUGAAACGAGCUGCCUCGGAUGCCGAGGUGCAGGCUGCUAUUGCAGAUAAAGUUAGCAGGGAACGUAUCGGUCAUGAGGUCGAUCUUAUGAUGACAUCCUACGGCGGCGAUGGCAAUGUUGAAGCAAUGACCUAUAUCUUUGAAUUGCAGUUGUUUUGGGUUGUAUUCGGUCUUCCUCCCGGUAUCGAUUCGAGCUUAUUCGAUGGAUGGUACAGGCUUUGUGUUAACUUGAGACUGAUGAGACGAGUUGGAUUCUCUACCUUCACUGACAAUCAAAGGAGACUCUCUCUAUACGCGGCAUUGUUUCUGCCGUUCAGAAAGAGUGCGUACGGCCGAGGCAAGAAAGGCAAUCCGAAGUUCGCGGUUGUCACCUACAUCAUCUGCAAGUCUCUCAGAUUAAAGUGCAGCGACGCGGAAACGGUGGCUAUAGGUCUAGAGAGAAUUUGGGAAACCAAGCCACUGGUGGAUGGCAAGGAUAUCAUGAGAGUUUUGCAGCUCAAAAAUGAGGGACCACUCGUUGGGGAAUGGAAGCAGAAAUUGCUGGAGUGGCAGCUUGCUCAUCCCCUGGGGACUGCUGAGGAAUUCAUCCACUGGAUGAGGCAACAUUUGAUGACAGAAGUUUUAGCUCCGAUUAGCGAAGGACCAGAGCUUCCUAGUUAUAAAUCGGUUAUUGAACCAAUGGAAAUGCUUGGUUGCAAUUUUGAAUUCGUUAUUACAUGCUUGCUCUAG